Drosophila arizonae is the source of this 2993-nucleotide messenger RNA. RefSeq lists its product as uncharacterized. Lineage: Eukaryota; Metazoa; Arthropoda; Insecta; Diptera; Drosophilidae. The record is from RefSeq and is a predicted model, not a curated record.
GUAAACACAACUAUUGCAUAAUCAUCAGUCACAUGCUAGUGUUCCCAGUGAACUGAUGCUGAUAAUAAAAUAUUUCAAUAUUUUGUAUAAAAGGAUCUAGUUUGAAUUGUUUUCGAAAUUUAUCGAAGGCUGAGCAACAGCUAUAGAAUUUGAUUGAUCCGAUUAGAGGUUAAUAAUAGUCGCAUUGCAAUCAACUAUUAACUGUUAACACACGAACUCUAAACUAAAGAGGGAUUCUACUGACUCUGAGCAUACGUCAAUAGGUCAAUUACUAACUACAGCUAUUAUGGCACUAAGCCCAAGAGAGCCCAAUAUGCCUAAAAAGCUGAUUAUUGAUCAAGCUAAGAUUGAUUUUGAGGAGAUUGCAGAACUUCUUCAAGUACAGCCUUCAGAGCAUGUGGAAAUCAAUGGAAAUGAAGGUGUUAAAAUAAUCCUUCGAUCGAUAAACUUCAAUCAUAAGUCAGCAGAUCUGACCAUAUACUUUAAGAAAAAAAUCGAUGCCACAGUCUUGGCUGCCUUGCCAGAUUUGAUUAACAUCUCUUCUUUAUUGCUUGUUGCAAAUCACAAGAUGGGAACAUUGAAGCCACUCUUUGAAGCUAUGUCGUCACUAGAAUCACCGAAACUGAAACGAUUAAGCUCAACGUCAUCUAUUAUUUUUGAUGGCAUCAAUUCUGAAGAUUACGACAGGCAGAUAUCACCUAGAAAAAUUACUACAUUUAACAAUGAAGAAUUCAUGGCGCUACUAAAGAUACAAUCCCUCAAAAUUAUAGAUUGUCAAUUAUGUGAUCUACGAGACACAGAGUUUCCUUCCCAAUUGCCUCAAAUUGAAGACUUGUCCAUUCGUUCUUUCAGAGGCGGAUCUCUGGCAAAUCUUCUUCGCGCACUAGCAUUGCAGGAAGACUCAAAGCUCUGUGAUUUGCGCAUAGAGGAACACCCACUCAGCACUGAAGAGAUCUCUCAGAUCGUGAAGCUAAAGUGCUUAAAUUCCCUAAAAUGUGGAUUUGCCGACAUUAAAAACCUAUAUAUGAUUAGCAAACUACCAAAAUUGCAAAUAUUUGGAAUAAUCUCACGGCAUAAGCUCAAGGAAAUCUCAGAAAAUCUAUUAAAGCUAAUAAUGUCAUGUAAUCGGACUUUUAGCAUCUAUUAUACGGAUGUCCUGAGUGUAGAUAGGAGUAUGCAAACACUUACUAUUCAAAUGAAUAAGACUAUGUAUUCAGAAGAGUUUGAACCCUUAUCAAAUUUUCCCAAUUUACUUUAUCUAGUAAUAAACGGAUCACAUGCCAUUGGGUCUCUGGCCCCGCUAUUGAAAGCAUUUGCCAACAAGCAAUCGACGGUUCUUCAAGAGAUAUGCAUUGAAAUGAAUCCCUUAUGCCAUUACGAAGUGCUCCUCAUUAGUCAAAUCAAAACACUGAAGUAUGUAGAGUGUCAAUUCAUCGAUCCUCGAAGUAUCAAGCUCUUGGCUAGUCUGCCUCUUCUUCGGCACUUGCGCAUAAAGUCGGUGAAUAAUUUGAACGACAUUGCGGAAGGCGUUUUGAGUGUUCUCUUGGGGUGCGGCAAUGAAGUAUCUAUUAUUCGAGAGUACCGUGAGAUUACGUACAUCAAAAAUCUUCAGAAACUUAAAAUUGUAAACGCUUCUUACGAGGAGUUGGUGUACAACGCUCGGGAUUAUGCGCUGCUGGCUCAGCUGCCUCCUUUGAAUACUCUAUAUAUUGAAGGAGUGCACACGCUUGGCUCAUUUACAGAUUUAUUCCAGGCACUUGGAGAGGUCAAGAAUUCAGCUCUUCAGGAAAUUCAGAUUGUGCAGAGUAGGAUUAGUUAUACUUUUCCGAAGCCCACGAUCAACAUAGAUGAAGCUAAUGCUAUUACAAAAAUAUUGACUCUGAGAAAACUAAAAUGUGGAUUCGUGGAUGGUGAUAGCAUUGAUGUCUUGGCUCAGCUAACAGCGCUUGAAGAGCUCUUCAUAACAACCCACAAGCAGGGCUCUCUUACACCGUUCCUCAAAGCACUAUCUUUGCGUAAGUCAUCAAAUCUUCGAUGUUUGAUCGUAGAGGAGAAUCGACUUACUGCUGAAGAAACCGCCCAAGUUUCAAAAGUAAACUCAUUGAAGAGAUUGGAAUGUGGAUUUGAUGGACAUAAUAUUGAAUCGCUGGCUCAGAUGAAUAACCUGGAAGAACUUAUUAUAACAUCAAUAGAAAAAGAAAUAUUGUCGCAAUUGAUUGAAGUAUUGGCUGCUGGAGGUCCGCGCACUCUCCGUCUCCUGGAUAUAAUAUCUACACCCAUUGACCUUAGCGACUCACAGUUUCUAGUUGAAAUUCAAACAUUGGACAGCUUACACUGCGCAUUCACCCACAAUGAGAGCGUUGAGCUUUUGGGUGAAUUGCAGUAUCUUCGUGAUCUGUCCUUGCAUUUAAUGCAUCACAAGUCGGAUAAUGAUAGUAUUAAAUGCAUUGCACAGUUCAACAACUUAACUGCACUUGAAGUCGUAUCAACAGAGGUGGGAUCCCUAACGGGUCUCCUCAAGGCGAUGUCGCUAAGGUCAAACCAGAUAUUACAGAGUCUGAAUAUUACAGAAAAUGACGUGAGCCCUGAAGAGAUUCGGGAAAUAAUCAAAAUAAAUUCGCUUCGCAGACUGAAGUGUGGAUUGGCUAAAAAGGAAAGCUUGCAUUACUUAACAUAUUUGAAAGAUCUUGAAGUGCUCGAAAUCACUUCGUACCAUGACUAUCAUGAUAUUUCCCAAGAUCUUUUACGAAUUUUAGAAGUGUGUUGCAAAUUGAAAGCCAUUGACUUUUAUUACGGCACACGAUUUGCAUGUGUGGAGUUUAUAAGUGCAGCCUUGAAGGUCCUUAAGGCGGUCAGGAACCCAAUCGAACAAGGUCCACUAGAGUUACGUGUUCCAUAUUUUGCAGGCCUAACACCGGAGCAGAGCGCUUUAAAUUCGGAAGCAUACUUGAAAAUAUCUAAAUUUGAAAAUUAUUUAUAAAAAAUUGUAUAAA